Molecule: messenger RNA, 4157 nt
Organism: Ciona intestinalis (vase tunicate)
Lineage: Eukaryota; Metazoa; Chordata; Ascidiacea; Phlebobranchia; Cionidae
Source: RefSeq, a predicted model, not a curated record
UUAAGUAUAAAAUAAUAUCCCAACCACUUUCUAAUCUCACUUUAAUUGAGUGGAGGAACCUUAUAUAUUAAGUUCUUCAUGAUGAUUUUUUUAAAUAUGAUGGUGAUAUUUUGCACAUUGCUAUUGGUAAUGGAUGCUAAUGCAUGGUGGGUUGCAAGGCGAAGAGACACUAGUAGACGAAGAGUUUCGUGUCAGGUUACAAAAAAAUUUAUUAUUUUAAAAACAAUAGUGCCGAAUAACAUUAAACAUUUUUAUUAUGUUAAAAUAUGUUGUGUAUUUUAUUGGGACAUAGUCUUAUGUGACCUAUAUUGGUGUUUUAGAUGCACAGCUGGUCAUCCUGGAGUUCCUGCAGUGUUUCUUGUGGAUAUGGUCUGCAGUCGAGGUAUCGAUCAAUUUGGGUUUACCCCACAAGUGGUAACACAUGCCCGUCAACAACAGAUAGAAAGUCGUGCUACAUAGGAAUAACUAACUGUGCGGUAUCAUCGUGGAGCACUUGGGCAGCUUGUACAAAAUCUUGUGGAGCAGGAACUCAGACUAGAACUCGUUCAAUCACAGUUUACCCCAAAAACUGUGGAGCAUCGUGUCCAAGUUUGGUUGAUCGGCGAGGUUGUGCAGGUUAUCAGUGCCCAAGAAACUGCUCGGUUUCAUCAUGGGGAGCAUGGAGUAAGUGCAGUAUAACUUGCGGAUCAGGAACAUUUAGUAGAAAGCGUACAAUUGUAACCACACCAGCUUAUGGUGGGGAUGCAUGUCCUGCUUUGAGUGAGCACAAAGCUUGUGUCAUUGCACCAAAAAACUGUGAGGUUUCAUCUUGGACAUCAUGGGGCAGUUGCAGCACAACAUGCGGUCCAGGAAGUCAAAGUCGAACACGAACCAUAGUGCAAAGUCCUGAAGCCUGUGGAAACCAUUGCCCUUCUCUGGUUGAUUCUAAAUUUUGUGCAAACAAGAAAUGUGAACCUGUCUGUGUGCUGUCUCCAUGGGGCUCAUGGUCCACUUGUAGUUGUGCUGGAAUAAAAACAAGAAGUCGAACUAUUGUUGAGAAACAAGAGGGAGCUGAGUGUUUGUCCCUGACAGAGGAAGCUGGUUGUAAAGAUAAGAAUUGCAAAGUUGAUUGUCAGAUGAGUGGUUGGGAAACUUGGUCAAAAUGUUCAACUUUCUGUGGAGCUGGAACACAAUCUCGAAUUCGAAGUGUAGAUACCCCUCCCUCUAGUGGUGGAAAAGCAUGUCCGGCUGCAAAAGAAACACGGGAUUGCAUGCCUCCUUGUUCUUGCAUAAAUUUGUUUUGUCAAGCAGAAUGUGAAGUUAAAACCAAACUACCAAAUGCAGAAGUUCUAGAAAAAGGAUUUGACAUUGCCACUUUGGAAAAAACUGUCCCAUUGUUGGACAACAACAUAAACAAUGGCUACUGUGACACAGUGCAUGAUGACAAAGAUAUCCCCUACCAAUUGCCAUACAAUCUCGAAACAUUUUUACCAAUGGAGCAAAAAUUUACUUCAUUUAAAGUAAAAUCUGAAAAGAGUUUAGCAGCCCUGUUGGAAGAUAUGCAAGAAAAUAUUCAGAACAAACACGAGUAUGCUGGAAUAUCAGAACAACUCUCCCAAAUUCAUGAAGCUGCCCCGUAUGCUGUUGCAGGAAAUAAUUCUUUAAUUAAAAAGUUGAUACUUGGAAGUCAUGAUCAUGAAUACAAAUACUUUUCCAUCAAAGCUGUUGCCAUUAUUGCUGAGUUCAAAUUAAAAGAAGGAGACUUGAUCUUGAAUCCAGUAUUCAAAAGAAGUCUGGACAAUCUGCCUGUUAAAUACAAUGAAAAAAUGUGCAUGGACAUCCUUAACCAGUAUGGAACACAUUAUUACACAAAGGGUAUCAUUGGUGGAAAGUAUGAAUACAUCUAUAAAUACAGUGAAGCUGCUCUGGAUGACUCAGGCUUAACUGAUGAGGAACAAAGAAAAUGUCUGGAAAAUGAAGCAAGAAUAAAGUUGUUUAAAGAAGAUACUUUAAUUCAAAAUACCAAAUGCUCCAAGUUAGGAAGCGGACAUGGAUUGUUUACCAAUGCGGCAACCAGUGCAGUUUCUUUUAUUUCUGGAGGCAAUCCAGAUAUUGCAGAAACUCUUAAUAUCAACAGUGGUGCAAAGAAAUUUGUAAAAUGGAUGAACAGCAUACCUUCCAAUCCUGCAAUACUUAAUUAUAAGAUCUCUCCAAUAUCUGAGCUUGUUGGGCCUCGUGUUAGCCAUGCAAAUGAAACAAGACAAAAUCUGGAGAUGGCACUUUUGCAUUACAUGCAAGAAUACAACCCAACAAGCUGUGCAGAACAAGUUUGCCACAAUGGAGCAAUGAAGAAGGUUGUGAAUACAGGAAAGUCAUGUCUAUGUGUCUGCUUGGAUGGCUGGUAUGGAAGCCAGUGUGACGGAAGUGAUGCAUAAGAUGCCAAAUAGAGAUUACAACCGCUUGCAUAUACUGCACUUAACUAAUUGUCUGUAAUUACAUGAUCAUGUGUAUGCUUUCUAUAUUAUUUUUUAAAAUUAAUGUUCAAUUUAUAGCUUCUGGCUAUAUUUGAACUAAAUUUGCCAAAACACUUGAACUAAAUUUGCCAAAACACUUGAACUAAAUUUGCCAAAGCAUUAAAUAGUCCAAAUUAUCAGCUAUACAUAAAAAAGCCUCCCAAAAAGAUCAUCCACAAAGUAAUAUACAUGGUAACUCGUAAGCUGACACAAGGUGUAUGAACACUCAUGUUGUAACGAGUGUCGUUUUCCGGUCACGGGAGGAUAAAAUCAGUUACAUUUAUACAUUUAAGUCUCAUUCGUACUACUCACCCUUGCAGCUUUAUUUUACUUGGUAUAACUUUCAUACAUAACUAAAAUGUAUAUAUAUAUAUAUAUAAAAGUCUGAUUAAAGCAUAAUAGGAUUUUAAAGCCAAAAUAAGAAUUGAUUUAUUAAAAGAAAAACGCAUUGCUAAUAUUAUACUUUAUCUCAUCAUUUGUAAGUAAAAAUAUUUUAGUACAGUGGGGGAAAAGAAUUCAUUAAAAUCACUGUAGGUAUUCUAACAGUGAAGAAGGAAGCAGUAAGUAAAUAAGUUGUUUAACUUUAUGAAAUGCUUUACGUAUUGUCCACUUUGAAGUUUUAUCACUUUCCCUUCAUCAUAGGAUGCUGCGUAUGAAAGGGCAGUUUCACCAUUAUGCACUUCAUUCACUAAAGCUUUAGCAUCUAGUAAAGUUUUUGCAAUACUUGAUUUAAUAUCCUCCGGUGUUUUAUUAAUACUUCCCAUUUGCAUUGCAAAGCUGGGUAAUCGCUUUUGGUUUUGGCAUUUGCCGCAUGUUUAAUUAACAGUUCAACAAAAUCCGCCUGACCUUUUUAAAAUUGUACUUGUCUAAUUGAUAAACACUUGUCAGCACAGAUUUAACUUCAUAUCGUUGCAAUAAAGUCGGCAAUUGUUGUGUACAUUCUGCUGCUUUAGAAAUCCUUGAGUAUGGUAUCAAAAGUUUGUUGUUGUUGUUGUAACUUCUUUUCAUUAUUAUUUAAUUAGAAUACCUCUAACACAGUAAAACAGACAUAGAACAAUUCUGGAAGAAACAUAUAUUCUUAACAUUAAGAAAAAAGUAAAAAAAACAAUCAAUGUUAAAUACAUUUCUUAACUAUAGUUUAAGUGUGGCUUCUACACCCAACAGAAAACAACUUGGAUAUUUUUUGUCUGCGCCACUGGUUAAAAGAAAUAUAAGAUACAUUGUAAUUGCAACUAUUGCAAGUAAUGCUAUGAUUGUUAAAUUAAAACUUGUGAGAACGAGGAAUAUUACAAAAAAAAUCACUUUUUAUAAAGAUAUUCGACAAGAGGUUGGGGAAGUGGCAGAGAAACAAUUUUAUUAAAAGGGGCUUUAACUUUAUGGAACGAUUUACGUAUUGCCCACCUUGAUAAAGCUUUCAAUGUAGGUACCACACACUGUAGUGUUGGACGUGGAUAGUUUUUGAUUAAAAUGUCAUAUUCUACAUCAAAUGUAACACCCAUAUUUGGAAUUGAUUUUAUAAAAUAAUAAAGCAUGGUUUUGUGUUGAUUAAAAAUGGUUAAUGUUCGCGGCGUUGGCAGUCUGGGGUUUUCAACGUCAAACCCAAUUGUUUUAUACACCUCACGUUCUGUGGGUAAUUUUUCAAACAGAGCUUCUGUAAUACCUUCC